GAGUAUGAAAUCACUCCGGGUGGGUAUUUCCAUCUGACGAUAAGAUAACACGUUGCGGAAAUAACUUUCACUGUGCAACUAAUUUUGUCAUAAUAAAGUGGCAUUGAACAUAAUAAUUAAAACAAAAAUUUUGAAAUAAAUAGGCCUACACCUAUUGAAGUAGGUAAUAACUGAAAUGUGGUCUCAUCACGAGCUGCAUCCACUAUUCAACGAGCUGACGCUUAGCAAAAUUUUGUCCAACCUCUCACUCCCUGAUCUGCUAGAAUGUCGCUUGGUGUGUCAAACGUGGGCAACAAAUCCCGAAAUUAUGCGACGAAUGGGAGACGAAGUAACAAUUUGUUUAAACACUUAUCCAAUUCUGGACAAAUUUAUUCAGUUCAUUACCGAAUGGGACGACUUACUCGGAAAUAACGCAUCCUUUCCUUUCAAACGGUUCGACUUCCACUUCACCGUCCAAUGUCACCCGCUCUGCGACAGUGCACACGCCCUGAGUGAAAGUGAAGCGGAAGCAGCCGCCCUCGGAAAAGGAAAGCUGGCUCAACUAUUUCAAAAAAUGAAAGAUUCCUCGUCCUGGUUGCGGGUAAAAUUUCUAAAAUUAACUCUGGAUAAGACACAUCUUGCCAAGGAUGGGCUUCAAUCUCUCCUGUUGUCCAAUCCCUCCGUGACCGAGCAUCUGGAAACCCUUCACAUCUACAAUUUGUCUCACAGAGCCGUUUUUUCGCAAGGUUUUCUCCCCUCUUUCGAGAAAGCCGGCCUUCUUAGGAAUCUCCGAACCCUCAUUAUGGACGAGAUCCGCAUCCCUAUUACCGAAUUCAUGUCCGAUUUCCUCUCCCAGUGCGGAAAUCUGGAAGAAAUCGUGCUAAAAUGUGACAAAAGGAGUGAUUGGGAGAAUCAGAAAGGGAUUUGGAAAGAACAUUCUCCUCUAGCGACCUCAUUUAUCAAAGGAUUGGUCCAAAUCUGUCAAAAUAAAGCAUCAAAGUUGAGAGUGAUGCGGUGCGGAAUUCUGGACCUGACUCAUUUCCUCCUCCUGACCCAACUGGGGGCGAAGGGACUGUUACGUUUGACCCACCUGGAGAUGUACUGUCCUGCGAAGGACGUGUCGCCCGACGUGGUGCGAGACUUUCUUGAAACCCAGGCCACCUCUUUGAGGGUGUUAAGGGUCCUCGGAAACGUGGACAAGUUGAGAAGAGCAGUGGGGAAUAAUAGUGCUGGAAAUCAGAAAGAUUUAUCUCCCGAGUUUGUUCUAGUCUUACCGGAGAAAAUGGAUGUCCUGACCGAGUUCCAGUUAUCCGGGAGAGAUAAGGACACCCCAAUUCCGGUCAAGUCACUUUGCUUCAACAGUGUCCAAUUUCCAUACUUGACAAGUCUAAUUGUGUGCGGAUUUGCGACAAAUUUGGGCGACAGGAUGGAUGACUACUUUCCCCCAGUGUGGAGGAUGAUGAAAGUCAAUUCAUAUUGUGGCACGUUGAGAAAGUUGGUGCUUCCAGCGGAAAUAAGAGAUUCUGAAUUUCCGGCUAGAGUUGUCCAGUUAUUUCCGAAUGUGACCGAGUUGGAGGUCAAAUAUCCGAAUAGUGACUUUCUCUCGGCAGUAUUUAAAAGUUUCCGGAAAUUGGCAAGCUUGAUAAUACUGGCAGAAUCAAGCCUCUCGAUUGAACGGGGGAUGAUUGGGGAUGAUCAUUCCGAUGGUAUCGACAGUUUGACAAGGUUGAAAAGUCUGAAAAUCACGGUAGAGACGGAACACCAUGAAGUUCCUUCUGCAUUAACGGAUCAAGUCGCUUACGCAGCAUUAGUGAGGAUGAAAACGUUGAGGAAAUUGGUGCUAAUCUCGUGCUGCUGGUUUGAUGGGCCUUUUUCUUGCAAUUUUUUCUCGCAGAAAUGCCGGCAAGAUUUGGUACAAGAAAUGGAAAAUUGCGUCAUUAUCUUCACACCCCUGGAGAAAACGACUUGUUGUUUGGAAAAUUCGGGAGAAACAGUAGCAGAGUUUUACGGGUCAUAACUUUAUAACAUUUUUUAUUAUGCACUUUAUA
Molecule: messenger RNA, 2027 nt
Organism: Folsomia candida
Lineage: Eukaryota; Metazoa; Arthropoda; Collembola; Entomobryomorpha; Isotomidae
Exons: 4
Coding region: 176-1996 (606 amino acids)
Molecular function (GO): protein binding
Source: RefSeq, a predicted model, not a curated record